This is a messenger RNA of Sorghum bicolor (sorghum), 1423 nucleotides long. RefSeq names its product CTD nuclear envelope phosphatase 1 homolog. Gene Ontology annotation, molecular function: phosphoprotein phosphatase activity. Bases 162 to 1106 code for a protein of 314 amino acids. The record is from RefSeq and is a predicted model, not a curated record. NCBI's taxonomy places the organism in Eukaryota, Viridiplantae, Streptophyta, Magnoliopsida, Poales, Poaceae. The transcript has 6 exons.
CCACAAAAACACCACGUACACGGGCGCGGGCGCGGAGACCGACCACCACCUCCUCCGGGCUCCGGUUGCCUCCGGCCUCGCCUUCCCUCCAUCCUCCUCCCCGUCUCCAGCCCCCCGGACGGGCAACCCCCCCGUGGCGCGACAGUUCGUCGCCGGUUCCCAUGGCGGCAGCGGAGGUGUACUCGCCGACCGCUGCGGCGGCGGCGCAGCAGCAGCAGCGGGGGAAGGCGGCGUCGCAGGCGUGGCGAGCGGUGGUGGGGUGGAUCGGCUUCCUCCUCCAGGUCCUGCUCCAGAUCCUCCGAGGCACGCCCUCCUGCGCCCAGCUCCUGUCCUUCGUCGGCUUCCGCUACCCUCUCCUUUCCGGGCCCGCGGCUUCGGAGCCGUCGCCGGAGGUGGCCUUCAUGCCGCUCCACUCCGAGAUCCCAGCUGACGCGGACGCGGCGCCUGCCCCGAUACCUGCGCCUGAGCCCCUGGGCCGCCUCACGGUAGUGCUUGACUUGGAUGAGACUUUAGUUUCUGCAUAUGAAUCAUCUAGUCUUCCUGCUAUUGUGCGCACACAAGCAGUUGAAGCAGGAUUACAUUGUUUUGAUAUGGAAUGUAUAUCGUCUGAUAAGGAUGUUGAAGGAAAACAGAAGGUGAAUCAUGUGACUGUUUUUGAGCGCCCUGGUUUGCAUGAGUUCUUGCUGAAAACUAGUGAAUUUGCAGAUCUUAUUCUUUUUACAGCAGGUUUAGAAGGUUAUGCUAGACCUUUAGUCGACCGAAUAGAUGUUCACAAUAGAUUCAGACUUCGUCUCUAUCGCCCAUCAACUGUUACCACGGAAUACAGAGAACAUGUGAAAGAUCUUUCUUGCGUGUCAAAAGAUUUCGGCAGGAUUGUCAUUGUCGACAACAAUCCGUUCAGUUUCAUUCUUCAGCCUUUGAAUGGAAUACCUUGUGUUCCAUUUUCAGCUGGACAACAUUCUGAUGACCAGCUCAUGACGGUUAUAUUUCCACUCCUGAAGCAUCUUUCCCUCCAGAAAGAUGUCAGACCUGUAUUGCAUGAAAGGUUUCAUAUGCCAGAAUGGUUCCAAAAGCAUGGGAUCCCCCCAACUAAUCAGGCUGUGUAAGUUUUGCUGCCGUACAAUGGAAUUGUUUUGAUGAAGGCUGAAGUGCCUAUUGUGCUAUAAGCCCCUUAAGGGAGAGCACUUGUACAUUAUUAUCAAUAUUCAUUUAGGGUUCCUGAUAAAACCAAAUCACUGCCUAUAUGGAGUUGUCACAUCCGAAGAUAAGAAAAUUGUAAUCUAGCAUGACGUCAGAUUUGUAUCUGUGUAGUGGAGCAUUUUAUAUCAAUUAAUUGUUGUAUAUCAGCUUCUGUUGUAAAAUUUGAUUGUUGACAGUUAAGAUAGUCUAAUGAAUAGUUCAUGGCUCAUCGAUGUCAAGUUUA